UGCGCCCCCCUCGCCCCGGCCUCCCCCGCCCUGCGUCCGCCCCGUCACCCCCGCGCGGCCUCCUGCGCCCGGGCUGGAGGCAGAUUCCUCUCUCCGGGUUUUCAGAGCGCCUUUCCGAAACCUCCUCCCCGCCCAGCCAGGGAGAGAGAUCCCGGGCGCAAUCGCUCCCCGGAGCGGCCGAGGGGCGCGCGGGGAGAGGCCUGCGCCGGGGUACUUUCAAACUGAGGCGCGCGCACACACUCACACCCACCCACCCACUCACCCACACACACAGACACACGCACGCCCAUUUAUAUAGGCGGCGGCGACGGCAGUGGCCGGGGUGGCGACGGCGAGCACAGAAACGAUGGAGCUGAGCCAGUCGACCCUGGUUGGAAGCAAGUGAGAAGAGACCAGGCGCACCCCUAAAUUUCUGUGCGGGGCGCUUGUCAUCCUCCCCAGGGAACGGUGCACCCAAAGGAGGACUGGCUGGACUGAUUUGCUAGGGAGAGGGCGGGGAAGAGGAGGCCAGGUGAGCAGAGAAGCCCCCUGCGUAUCCGGACUGCCAGAUCGCGCUUUUGCCGGACUCCUGCCCCCUCCCUGCUCAGGUGGGCGCGCCCGGUCUCCAGCUCACAGGGGCGCUCGGAGGAGACCAGAAAGUCGCCACCUGGCUGCGCGGGAUGCCUUUCGCCAAGCGGAUCGUGGAGCCGCAAUGGCUGUGCAGGCAGCGGCGCCCUGCGCCCGGCCCAGCAGUGGACGCGAGCGGAGGCAGCGCUGAGCCGCCGCCGCCGCCCCUGCAGCCGCCCGGCCGGAGGGACCUGGACGAGGUCGAGGCUCCAGGGCCAGAGGAGCCAGCCUGCGCGGUCCCUGCACCUUCAGGGCUGCCACCGCCGCCGCCGCCACUGCCCACGCCGGCCGACCAGACUCUGCCGCCUCACGGAGAGGCGUCCGUGGCUGGCGAGGAGAGCACGGCGGGGAUCCCGGAGGCGGCGCCCGCAGCUGGCGAGGCGUCCUCGGCGGCGGCGGCGGCGGCCGUGCUGCUCAUGCUGGACCUAUGCGCGGUCAGCAACGCCGCUCUGGCCCGUGUCCUCCGGCAGCUCUCGGACGUGGCCCGGCACGCUUGCAGCCUCUUCCAGGAGCUCGAGAGCGACAUCCAGCUCACCCACCGCCGCGUCUGGGCGCUGCAGGGCAAGCUCGGCGGCGUGCAGCGCGUCCUCAGCACGCUUGACCCUAAGCAGGAGGCAGUGCCCGUCUCCAACCUGGACAUUGAGAGUAAGCUGAGUGUGUACUACCGCGCCCCGUGGCACCAGCAGCGCAACAUCUUCCUCCCAGCCACAAGGCCACCCUGCGUGGAGGAGCUGCACCGACACGCCCGGCAGAGCCUGCAAGCCCUGCGCAGAGAACACCGGAGCCGGAGCGAUCGCCGAGAGCAAAGAGCAGCUGCCCCCCUUUCCAUUGCAGCUCCUCCACUGCCAGCCUACCCUCCAGCUCACAGCCAGAGGAGGCGUGAGGUUAAGGACCGUCACUUUUUAACGUUUAACAGCACCCGUUCGCCCUCCCCCACUGAAUGUUGCCACAUGACCCCGUGGAGUAGAAAGUCCCAUCCCCCAGAGGAUGAAGAUACAGAUGUCAUGUUAGGGCAGAGGCCGAAAAACCCAAUACACAAUAUCCCUUCUACACUGGACAAGCAGACCAACUGGAGCAAAGCACUACCUCUCCCGACGCCAGAGGAGAAGAUGAAACAAGAUGCCCAAGUGAUUUCUUCUUGCAUUAUUCCCAUCAAUGUCACUGGAGUUGGCUUUGACAGAGAGGCUAGUAUACGCUGCUCUCUGGUUCAUUCACAAUCGGUACUACAGCGGAGACGAAAAUUGAGGAGGAGGAAAACCAUCUCGGGUAUCCCCAGAAGAGUUCAACAAGAAAUAGAUUCUGAUGAAUCACCAGUGGCCAGGGAAAGGAAUGUGAUUGUGCACACAAACCCAGACCCCUCCAACACUGUCAAUAGGAUAUCCGGAACCAGGGACUCUGAGUGCCAAACCGAGGAUAUUCUGAUUGCUGCCCCAUCCAGAAGGAGAAUCAGAGCUCAAAGGGGUCAAAGCAUUGCAGCUUCCCUUUCUCAUUCUGCUGGCAACAUUUCUGCCCUAGCAGACAAAGGUGACACCAUGUUUACUCCUGCAGUGAGCAGCCGCACAAGAUCUCGGAGCCUUCCCCGGGAAGGUAAUAGAGGUGGGGAUGCUGAGCCCAAAGUUGGCGCUAAACCCUCAGCAUAUGAAGAGGGAGAGUCUUUUGUGGGUGACCAUGAAAGAACCCCUAAUGAUUUCAGUGAGGCUCCAAGCAGCCCGAGUGCCCAGGACCACCAGCCUACUUUGGGCCUGGCCUGCUCUCAACAUCUUCACAGCCCCCAGCACAAAUUAAGUGAGAGGGGAAGGUCACGUCUGUCCCGAAUGGCUGCUGACUCUGGCAGCUGUGACAUCUCCUCCAACUCAGACACGUUUGGGAGCCCCAUCCACUGCAUCUCCACUGCUGGCGUCCUCCUUAGCAGCCACAUGGACCAGAAAGAUGACCACCAGUCAUCCAGUGGCAACUGGAGUGGGAGCAGCUCCACGUGCCCCUCGCAGACCUCAGAAACCAUCCCUCCUGCAGCUUCUCCCCCACUUACUGGCUCUUCACACUGUGACUCAGAGUUGUCACUAAACACAGCCCCUCAUGCCAAUGAGGAUGCCAGUGUUUUCGUGACAGAGCAAUACAAUGACCACUUGGAUAAAGUGAGAGGCCAUCGGGCAAAUUCCUUUACCUCCACUGUUGCAGACCUGCUGGAUGAUCCCAACAACAGCAACACAAGUGACAGUGAGUGGAAUUACCUACACCACCACCAUGAUGCCUCCUGCCGCCAGGAUUUUAGUCCUGAGCGUCCCAAGGCAGACAGCCUGGGCUGCCCAAGCUUCACAAGCAUGGCCACUUAUGACAGCUUUCUGGAAAAGUCUCCAUCAGACAAAGCGGACACUAGCUCUCACUUUUCAGUAGACACGGAAGGAUACUAUACCUCCAUGCACUUUGACUGUGGUCUCAAAGGUAAUAAGAGCUAUGUCUGUCACUAUGCAGCCCUGGGCCCAGAGAAUGGCCAGGGUGUAGGGGCUUCCCCUGGUCUUCCAGAUUGUGCCUGGCAGGACUACUUAGACCACAAGAGGCAGGGAAGACCAAGCAUCUCUUUCAGGAAACCAAAGGCAAAGCCGACCCCACCUAAACGUAGCUCAUCAUUGAGGAAGUCUGAUGGAAACGCAGAUAUUUCUGAGAAGAAAGAAUCAAAGAUAAGCAGUGGUCAGCACCUGCCUCACAGUUCCAGGGAAAUGAAGCUGCCUCUUGAUUUCGCCAACACGCCUUCUCGAAUGGAAAACGCCAAUCUUCCCACCAAGCAGGAACCUUCUUGGAUAAACCAGAGUGAACAUGGCAUUAAGGAACCUCAGUUGGACGCUUCGGAUAUUCCACCAUUCAAAGAUGAAGUUGCCGAAUCCACGCACUAUGCAGACCUCUGGCUCCUAAAUGACUUGAAAACAAAUGAUCCUUAUAGAUCUCUAUCUAAUUCAAGCACUGCUACGGGUACCACAGUCAUUGAAUGCAUCAAAUCUCCAGAGAGCUCUGAAUCCCAAACAUCACAAUCAGAAUCAAGAGCCACCACCCCAUCUCUUCCUUCUGUUGACAAUGAGUUCAAACUGGCUUCACCAGAAAAGCUGGCUGGCUUGGCAUCUCCAUCAAGUGGCUACUCAAGCCAGUCUGAAACGCCAACAUCCUCUUUCCCUACAGCUUUCUUUUCAGGUCCAUUGUCUCCCGGAGGUAGCAAAAGAAAACCUAAAGUCCCAGAAAGAAAAUCCUCACUACAGCAACCCUCUUUAAAAGAUGGAACUAUAUCACUGGGUAAAGACCUUGAACUUCCAAUUAUACCUCCUACCCAUCUUGAUCUAAGUGCUCUUCAUAAUGUCUUGAACAAACCAUUCCACCACCGUCAUCCACUGCAUGUUUUUACUCAUAAUAAGCAGAACACAGUAGGAGAAACACUGAGGUCGAAUCCUCCACCGUCCCUUGCAAUUACACCAACGAUCCUGAAAUCUGUUAACCUUAGGUCUAUCAACAAGUCUGAAGAAGUUAAGCAAAAAGAAGAAAACAAUACAGAUCUCCCUUAUUUAGAGGAAAGCACACUCACAACGGCUGCCUUGUCUCCAGGUAAGAUUAGGCCGCAUACAGCAAAUAAAUCAGUAUCUCGUCAAUACUCCACCGAAGAUACCAUACUGUCCUUUUUAGACUCUUCUGCAGUUGAGAUGGGACCAGAUAAACUAUAUUUAGAAAAAAACUCUACUUUUGAUGUGAAGAAUCACUGCGAUCCAGAAAUCAUAACAUCAGCUGGUAGCAGUCUUCUAGAUUCAAAUGUCACAAAAGACCAAGUGCGUACAGAGACUGAGCCUAUUCCAGAAAACACACCAACCAAAAACUGUGCUUUUCCCACAGAAGGAUUUCAGAGGGUCUCUGCUGCCCGCCCAAAUGAUUUGGAUGGUAAAAUAAUACAAUAUGGACCUGGUCCAGAUGAAACUCUAGAACAGGUACAGAAGGCACCCUCUGCAGGUCUGGAGGAAGUUGCACAACCUGAAUCUGUGGAUGUAAUCACAUCUCAGUCAAACUCACCAACUAGAGCAACAGAUGUAAGCAAUCAACUUAAGAAUCAAUUUGUUAUGAGCCGCCACCACAACAAAGUGCCUGGUACUAUCAGCUAUGAAUCGGAGAUAACAUCUGUAAAUUCAUUCCCUGAAAAAUGUUCCAAGCAGGAAAAUAUUGCUUCAGGUAUUUCAGCCAAAAGUGCCUCUGAUAACAGCAAAGCAGAGGAGACCCAAGGAAAUGUGGAUGAGGCUUCAUUGAAAGAAUCAUCACUGAGUGAUGACUCCAUCAUUUCACCACUUAGUGAAGACUCCCAAGCUGAAGCAGAGGGUGUGUUCGUGUCUCCAAACAAACCUCGAACAACUGAGGAUUUAUUUGCAGUCAUUCACAGAUCCAAGAGGAAAGUACUUGGAAGAAAAGAUUCCGGGGACAUGUCUGUUCGAAGCAAAUCGAGAGUUCCCCUUGGCAGUAGCAGCAGCAGCGCCAGUUCCAUCACUUCACCCAGCAGUAAUGUGACAACCCCCAACAGCCAGAGGUCUCCUGGUCUCAUAUACCGAAAUGCCAAAAAGUCCAACACAUCCAAUGAAGAGUUUAAGCUGUUACUGCUCAAGAAAGGCAGUCGCUCAGAUUCCAGUUACCGCAUGUCUGCCACUGAGAUCCUGAAGAGCCCCAUACUGCCCAAACCUCCUGGGGAGCUCACAGCAGAGUCCCCUCAGAGCACCGAUGAUGCCCAUCAGGGGUCACAAGGGGCUGAGGCAUUGUCCCCACUCUCUCCAUGCUCCCCACGAGUUAAUGCAGAAGGCUUUUCCUCGAAGAGCUUUGCCACCUCAGCAUCAGCAAGGGUUGGACGUUCUCGGGCCCCUCCUGCAGCCAGCAGCAGCCGCUACAGUGUCCGCUGCCGGCUGUACAACACGCCCAUGCAGGCGAUCUCCGAGGGAGAGACGGAAAAUUCUGACGGGAGCCCACAUGACGACCGUUCCUCCCAGAGUUCAACAUAGACUGCCUGUACCAGGCUGCCUGGCAAAGGCCAAAACCCUUACUCACAUGAGGAUGGAGGAACAGAAUAGAGGACUUGGGAAAAGUCUCAACUUGAUGGGGUAGCAUCACUGCCAAGCAAUGAAUGAAUUUCUAAAUACAGUAUGUGCUGGGUAAACAGAAAGUGGUUUAGACAUUCUUGAUUAGUUUCCAUGUUUUAAGUAGCUGCAGUCUUUCAUGUUUUUCUUUAGCAUAGUUUGAUUUAUGCAAUCUCCUUCCUUGUAAAAAUAGAGGAUACAAAAAUGUCUAAUUUUCAUGACACCUAGAAAACGUUUUCCCAGAGCUGCCUAUUCAGAAAAUAAAGCCCUCACUGUCAUUAUUCUUUAAGAAGAUGAAAUUACUCUGGAGGUUUGGUAUUUUUUUACAUUAAAACAAACUAAAGCAAAAUUUAGAAGAAAGAACUACACAUAUGUAAAUACCAUAUUUUUGAUAAAAAUGUGUAAAUAGAUUUAUCAAUGAUGAGUGGACAUGUGGUCAAUUAUCUACUGCACACCAACUGUUUAUAGAAUACACAAAAAUAAAAUGUAAUAACUGUAUUCUGUGAAUACCAUUUUCAUAUCAAAUGCCAUAUUUAAAUGUCCACCAAUAUGAUUUCUGAGUGGUAAACCUCAAAUAUGAAUUUUAAACUGGUGAACUAAAGGAAAUCUUGAGGUCAUAUACUGAAAUAUGAAUAAUUUAAAAUAAUGAAUUCAGAUCUAAUCAUUUUUGUGACAAAUUGCAGCACCAAACAAACUAAUAGCAACUCAUGGCUGUGAUUUGUUGUGUGGUAAUUUGGACAGAAUGAAAAGCAUGCUUUUGAUUUUUUUUUUAAUCAGUGAGAGAAGUCAUCAUUCUCAACACAAAGCCCUGAACAACAGCAUUUGACAGUGUCCUUUAGAUUUUAAUUUUUUCAAUGGAUUGCUUUAAAGAGAAUGAGUAGGGAAAACAGUAGUUAAUUUUAGGUUAUGUUUUAUAUUAGGCUACUGGGGACAUAAACGGUCAUAACUAAUGACUAUAAUCAUUAAACUCCUUAAACAGUUUAGAAAUUAGCUCCAGGUUCUUAAACUAACAAAAAUAAAACCUAAGCAUGCCACAGAGCUAUUGAAUAAUCAGUAAGUACCUGUAAUGAGUUUUCAGUGAAGCUUUCUCUCUGUGCUGAUGAGAUUCAUGCUACCUAAAAAUUAACAGAAAUGACACUGUGAACAAUGUAGUUGGAAAAUAGGUAUGUGUAUAUGCAUUAUUUAUAUUCAUUGUUAAACUGGGAAUGGGGAACAGCUCUGGUUCACAAUACUACAUACAACUGAGUUUUUGUCUGGUUUUACUAUAGUGUCUGCUUGAUGGCAAAAGGGGAGGGUGGUGGGUGGGAGAGGAAAUGUCAGGGCAGGUGCUCUGAUAAAAUAAAGGCAGGGAAACAAGCUGAAUUACUUGAAAUUACUUGAAUUUUCUUGUCUUAAAACUGAAAAAAAAUGUAGUUAUAAGUUAAAAUCUGCAAAUGGUUUUUACACCUCUGAUUUUAACAUGAACUGAUACUAAUGUUUGGAAUCUUAUGUCAGAAAUACAAGCAGCUAUGUACUUAGAAUAGGUUUUGAAUGGGAGAGGUAGAACGUAGAGAGAAUUAAGAAGGGAUCUGACUUAUAAAAGACUAGAAUGUGAUUAGAAUGAUAGAACAUACCAAUGUUACCAAGAAAUUGACAAGCUGCUGGCUUUAAGCUUACGCAAGUGGUAGUUGGGAAAGUAGGAGGUGUGGAAGGGGGUUUGUAUUUUGGAUUAAUUCAUGCAAAAUGAAGGAGGAAGCCUGGUCUAAGAAGAUACUGUCUUUCAAUAGAAAUGAUUUCUAAACUGCUACAGAUUAAGAACAGAUAAUUUGAUUGCUGUUGUUUUGUUUGUUUGGAAAGAAAAAAAAUGUCUGGCUUCUUCUACUAUUUGUUUUCACUACCAAACUGUGUUACUAAAUUUCUUGUCUUCCUUGUACGUAAAAUGGGUGCUGGGGGUGGAGGGGUAUAAGAGGAGGGAGAGUCAGAGAGAGUGUGUAUGUGUGUGUGUGAGUGUGAGUGUGUGUGCACACACACACUGGGGAUAGAUAAGCUACCUGGUAAAGGGUUUGAACAUUUACAAAGUGUUACACUUUUUCUUAAAAGAAAAAUGUUUUGGGGUUUGAAUAAAAUGGACCAUCAUUUCUCAUUGGAACCCAUUAAUUAAGAAAACCAGCAUGGUUUGACACCACAUGGGAACAUGAAUAAAUCUGUCUCAUGAUUUGAAAAGUACACCUUGCAAAGUUUUAAAAAUGAAGUUUUUAGGCAAAUGCGAUAAGAAACCGUCAUUUCCAGUCACAGUAGGCGAUCUUUUGUAAUUUCAUAAAAGCAGUUCGUUUGCAGUAUGGCUUUUGUGUAGUUAGGGGUUUUUUUAAGCGUGAAGAAAGGUAUGUGGGCUUUAAAAGUGAUUCUAAAUCUUGAAUAGAAAACACAUGAAUUGGCUUUAAUAAAAAUGUCACCGUUUUAUUAUUGACAUUAAUUUAAGUAAUGGUACCAUAUAUUUUUUAAAAUACAUAUUGACUUGAAUUGUGAGGCAAUAAGAUACCUUCUAUAUGUAAUGAUCACAGAACUAACCCUUAUAAUAUAGUUUUACUUAUUUUGUUUACGCUAAAAAUCUAUAGCAGAGUUUCUCUAUUUUAUAUUUCAUAGAUUUAAAAACCCAAAUAAAGAUGGAUUUAAAAUUCACUGUGGAAAAGAGUAUUGAGUUACAAACUGAGAAGAAAAAGCAGGAAGUUCCCUAAUAAUCUGGAAUAUUCUACAUGGCUUGAUUACAUAGCAAACAAGACCAAGAUUUAGGGCUGUCUUUAACAUCACUGCCGUCUUGAAGCAGGGUACACACAUUAGGUAUUUUGAAGAACAUCAAUCCGAACUUUUCUUCUGUUGUUUGCACUGAUGCGAUUUUUUGUUCUUUUAUGUUUAUACAACGUAUCUAUGUUGUGUAGGGGAAAUUUUUUCAUUUUUUAAAAAUUCUACUUUGAUUUUGUUGUUGUUUUGUUUUGUUUUUGGCUAAGUAGAGGACAUGGACUAGUUGUAGCAAACAAAACAUGCUGUUUGCUCUUGCCAAAGGUCAGUGAGUGAGUGCAUUUGCUGCAGUGGUGGCACGUAGAGAACUAGAUGGUAAUAAAGAUUUAAAACUAUGAAGAAGGCUACAGUGUAACUAUUUUGGUACUAGAACCAGUUCAUGCUGGCCGAAACGACAAUGGUUUAUGGACUUGCAUCCAUUUUGUAUUUUUGUAAUAUUUGUAAAUAUGAACUUUUUAAAUUGCUGCAAAGAUGGUUUCUUUUGUAAGAUGUUUUCAACGUUUACAUUCAAUCCAAGCCUUUGUAUAUUUUAGAGCUGUGCAACACUUUAAGUCUUGUAUUUAUUUUUAGUAAAAAUGGUGACAGUUUCAUUGUGAACCCCUCUCAAAAAAAAUGUAUCAGAAAAGUUUGAUUACCUAGAAAGUGUGUAUAGAAACUGCAAAUAAACGUGACUGCAAUUAAACAAC
Molecule: messenger RNA, 9154 nt
Organism: Pongo pygmaeus (Bornean orangutan)
Lineage: Eukaryota; Metazoa; Chordata; Mammalia; Primates; Hominidae
Gene: NHS
Product: NHS actin remodeling regulator
Exons: 9
Coding region: 660-5618 (1652 amino acids)
Biological process (GO): cell differentiation; lens development in camera-type eye
Source: RefSeq, a predicted model, not a curated record